AUGGAUAUUGGACAAAUGGAUGAUCUAGAUAAAGGCCUAUGGAUUCUCACCAGAACACAUCAUGUAAGUAUAUGCGUUAUUGUAACAUUGACUCAUAAAAUGCCCCUACCCAGGUCACUAGUCAACGUCUAACAACAAGUGGAUAUGUGGUGCCAGUCAAAUGCGUUAAAUGUAACAUUCGAUGCCAUGGCUGCCCUACUCUACACACACAGCAGAAAAGUGUGCUUUUCUCAUUCUCUGAUUCAUAUCCUUGUCAGUCGGUGCCGUAACUCGUCAAUUGGGACUUUUGACUUCAGCUCAGGGCUGGCCCCAGGCAUAAGCGACAAUAAGCUUAGGAACUCAGUCGGGUCUAAACUUACUGUUGAGAGUUAGAAUAGUAGAAUACACAAGGUGUAAGUUCAAAAUUUGGUUGUGCAUCAGCAGUUUUUCUCUUGUUUUGUCAGUCACUGACAGUCACUCAAUUAACCAUGUCAGCUAACAAUUUUUACAUUGGUAAGUUAGUCUAGCCAGUUAUCUAAACUUGUAGUAAUCAUGGUUGAAUACUGAGCAGGCACACAUGGCAUGUGCCCAGGGGCCCUGACCUCCAGGGGGCCCUCAUUGAUUUUAUAAGUCACUCUCACUCAGAUAUAAUUAACAUGGCAUAAGUCAUUGCAAAAUGUUUAGAAUGGCAGGAAAUUAGCUUUAAAACUGCAAAAAUGUAUCUAUGCCCCAUGGCAAAAUGAGUAGAAUUGCUGUCCUCCUAACAACAUUCUUGUUUUCUUCUUGGGCCAUUAAGUAAUUAUCAUAAGAUUUCACAAUUUAUAAUUGGUUUAGUUACCUAUCUGAGUAAUCGCGACCAAUAGGCUGCUGAAGGCCUGCCUAUAGCAGGGAUCAUCAACUAGAUUCAGCUGCGGGUUUAUUUUUUCAGAUAUAAUAUUUGACUAAAACAUAAUAAUUUCAAACCUUGCUUACAUUUGUAUAUGAUCACAUAUAUCUAUCUCUAUUAAAUGUGCAACCAGAGGGAAAAAACUCUAGACCACCUUUACUCCACACACAGAGACGCAUACAAAGCUCUCCCUCGCCCUCCUUCGCCCUCCGAGUGGCACAGCGGUCUAAGGCACUGCAUCUCAGUGCUAGAGGCGUCACUACAGACCCUGGUUUGAUUCCAGGCUGUGUCACAAUCCGGCUGUGAUUGGGAGUCCCAUAGGGCGGCGCACAAUUGGCCCAGCGUCGUCCGGGUUUGGCCGGGGUAGGCCGUCAUUGAAAAUAAGAAUUUGUUCUUAACUGACUUGCCUAGUUAAAUAAAAGUAAAAAAAAAAAUAAUAAUAAUAAUAAUAAUAAUUCGGACCAUAACUCUAUCCUCCUGAUUCCUGCUUAUAAGCAAAAACUAAAGCAGGAAGCACCAGUGACUCGGUUAAUAAAAAAGUGGUCAGGUGACGCAGAUGCUAAGCUACAGGACUGUUUUGCUAGCACAGACUGGAACACGUUCCGGGAUUCUUCAGAUAGCAUUGAGGAGUACACCACAUCAGUCACUGGCUUCAUCAAUAAGUGCAUCGAUGACGUCGUCCCCACAAGGAGCGGCACUUUCAAGGAGCGGGACUCUAACCCGGACGCUUAUAAGCAAUCCCGCUAUGCCCUCCGACGAACCAUCAAACUGGCAAAGAGUCAAUACAGGACUAAGAUUGAAUCGUACUACAUCAGCUCUGACGCUCGUCGGAUGUGGCAGGGCUUGAAAACUAUUACAGACUACAAAGGGAAGCACAGCCGCGAGCUGCCCAGUGACACAAGCCUACCAGACGAGCUAAACCACUUCUAUGCUCGCUUCGAGGCAAGCAACACCGAAGCAUACAUGAGAGCACCAGCUGUUCCGGAUGACUAUGUGAUCACGCUCUCCAUAGCCGAUGUGAGUAAGACUUUUAAGCAGGUCAACAUUCACAAGGCCGCAGGGCCAGACGGAUGUCAAGGGGUGCUGAAGGUGGGUGUGGUGCAUGAAUCAAGCGCAGGACGCAGAAGCUCAGUCCAAAAGACUUUAGUGCAAUAUUCACGUAGAAAAUAAGCACAAUCAGCCCGAAGGCGAAAUAACGGCGCACACAGGCGUCAAACAAACGGCGCACUAACAUGUGCGAAAACCUCUCCAAAACACUGGAGGGAAGUACGUAGCUCCAACACCAAAAACAGAAGAGCAAUCACACACAAAGACAAACACACACAACGAGAACUAAAUAGGACACUAACGAGGACUAACAUGACACAGGUGUACAACAUCAAGACAAAACCAAACGAACAUGAAACAUAGAUCGGUGGCAGCUAGUACUCUGGGGACGACGACCGCCGAAGCCUGCCCGAACCAGGAGGAGGAGCAGCCUCGGCCGAAACCGUGACAACGGAUUACCAGGACGUGUACUCCGAGCAUGUGCUGACCAACUGGCAAGUGUUUUCACCGACAUUUUCAACAUGUCCCUGACUGAGUCUGUAAUACCAACAUGUUUCAAGCAGACCACCAUAGUCCCCGUGCCCAAGGACACCAAGAUAACCUGCCUAAAUGACUACCGACCCGUAGCACUGACAUAUGUAACCAUGAAGUGCUUUGAAAGGCUGGUCAUGGCUCACAUCAACACCAUUAUCCCAGAAGCCCUAGACCCACUCCAAUUUGCAUACCGCCCCAACAGAUCCACAGAUGAUGCAAUCUCUAUUGCACUCCACACUGCCCUUUCCCACCUGGACAAGAGGAACACCUAUGUGAGAAUGCUAUUCAUUGACUACAGCUCAGCGUUCAACACCAUAGUGCCCUCAAAGCUCAUCACUAAGCUAAGGAUGCUGGGACUAAACACCUCCCUCUGCAACUGGAUCCUGGACUUCCUGACGGGCGCCCCCAGGUGGUAAGGGUAGGUAACAACACAUCUGCCAUGCUGAUCCUCAACACGGGGGCCCCUCGGGGGUGCGUGCUCAGUCCCCUCCUGUACUCCCUGUUCACCCAUGACUGCAUGGCCAGGCACGACUCCAACACCAUCAUUAAGUUUGCCGACGACACAACAGUGGUAGGCCUGAUCACCGACAACAAUGAGACCUGGCCGUGUGGUGUCAGGAUAACAACCUCUCCCUCAACGUGACCAAGACAAAGGAGAUGAUUGUGGACUACAGGGAAAAAAAGAGGACUGAGCAUUCCCCCAUUCUCAUCGACGGGGCUGUAGUGGAACAGGUUGAGAGCUUCAAGUUCCUUGGUGUCCACAUCACCAACGAACUAUCAUGGUCCAAACACACCAAGACAGUCGUGAAGAGGGCACGACAAAGCCUAUUCCCCCUCAGGAGACUGAAAAGAUUUGUCAUGGGUCCUCAGAUCCUCAAAAAGUUAUACAGCUGCACCAUCGAGAGCAUCCUGACUGGUUGCAUCACCGCCAGGUAUGGCAACUCCUCGGCCUCUGACCGCAAGGCACUACAGAGGGUAGUGCGUACGGCCCAGUACAUCACUGGGGCCAAGCUACCUGCCAUCCAGGACCUCUAUACCAGGCGGUGUCAGAGGAAGGCCCUCAAAAUUGUCAAAGAUUCCAGCCACCCUAGUCAUAGACUGUUUUCUCUGCUACCGCACGGCAAGCGGUACCGGAGUGCCAAGUCUAGGUCCAAAAGGCUUCUCAACAGCUUCUACCCACAAGCCAUAAGAGUCCUGAACAUCUAAUCAUGGCUACCCGGACUACUUGCUCCCCCACCCCAUCUUUUUACGCUGCUGCUACUCUGUUAAUGAUUUAUGCAUAGUCACUUUAACUCUACCCACAUGUACAUAUUUCCUCAACUACCUCAACUAGCCUGUGCCCCCGCACAUUGACUCUGCACCGGUACCCCCCUGUAUAUAGCCUCCCUACUGUUAUUUUAUUUAACUUCUGCUCUUUUUUUCUCAACACUUUUUUGUUGUUGUUGUUUUAUUUUACUUUUUUAUUAAGAAAUAAAUGCAUUGUUCGUUAAGGGCUGUAAGUAAGCAUUUCACGGUAAUGUCUACACCUGUUGUAUUCGCGCAUGUGGCAAAUAAGAUUUGAUUUGAUUUGAUUAUGCGUGGGGAAACUUUGGAACAGAUUUCCAAAAUGUAAAUCACUUGGAGCGGAUUUGCUGGUGUUUUUUAUUACCAACUAUUAUUAUUAUUAUCAUUAUUAUUUUCAGAAAACUUGGGGGGCCAAAUAAAGUCCUCGCCAGUUGGAGAACCCUGACCUAUAGGCUCAGUGAGACUGAUCCUCUGACACAUCACAGUUCAGCUGUCACGAGUCGCUUCCGAUUCCCGCCACUGGUGAUUCAUGUAGCCGUAACAUGUUAAAACGAAAAAUGCUCUUGGCAUCUGAAAUGCACCUGGUCAAAGGCAUGGGCAUCGACGUCACUCCACAGGUGGCUUUUUCACACUUUGUUGUUGUUGUGGGUGUGGGUGUUCGUGCGGUAUAUUUGCCCCGCUGACACGUCUCUUCAGCGGCAGCUUGGCACAGAGAGAGAGGCAGAGAUUUGAUACGAUCUCAUUUCCACACCCAGCCAGCCAUGCAUUGUUCUGCCCUCUGCACUCUGUUGGUCAGUUUCUCCUCCUCCCUGAAUGAAUGGCUGUUGUAUCUAAUGUUUUCAGAAUGGAACGAUUAAACCCAGAUUAAGGUGGGGUUUUAUAUAAAUAGUUAUAGCUCCAGGGGGUUGUUUCUGUAAAUGAGCAACAUUUCCCUUUUUCCCUUUUUUGGAGAACAUCCUAUGUUUUUUUCUGAAAAACAAUUUGCAUUGUGCAAGUGUUGUCUUUGCCCCUGAGAUUGAGCAAUCAAUCUUCCGCAAACUGAUGUGGCGGAUAUUAUUUAAUAUUAUAAUGUGACAGUAAAAAAGACAAUCUUGAGAUAAAAACGAAUAGUGAAGCUAGGCUAGGAUACCUUGUUCAAAUAAGGAAUGCAUUUUGUCCCCCUCAUAGCCAUUCAUAUUUAUCUUGAGACAUAAAAUCAUUUUGUUCAACUCAAACAUUGACUUUUUUUCCCUCUAUGCACCUGAAUUUACCAAGUUGUUUGAUGUAAAUAAACAUGAACAAUCGGAUCGAGGGCAGGUUGAUAUGUCUGACUAAAGUCCUGUUUUUGAACACUAUAAUCGGGACACGAGCGGAUAAUUGUUGACGUUUGAGCACCGCUUGCACUUGGUUCGAGGCGGGAUUGGAGGAUGAUGUCACUUGUGUCUCGCAGUGGGAGAGUAGAGUGCGGGGGAGAGGGGGAGGAUCGUCGGGGAGAGGAGGAUAGCCAGUUUCAGGUACACUUCAACUUUCAAAACAAGUUUGGAGGGUUGUGGAGUGAGAAACCGGCAAAGCCUCGGAGCGGGAUACAUUGGGAUUUUAUAAAAGAAGCCGCUGGACAGAUGAAAACUGAUUUAAGGGAAAAUGCAUUGGGAACAAGUACUCCGAUUGAGUAAUGCCAAGGUGAGAUAGAUUAGAUUGUGGUUUCCCUGUCCCUUGUCCUUUUACAUUUAGCCUAUCAGGUGGCAUGGUUUCAAUAGACUGCGCAUUAUAGUUUCGUGAAGGUGACUAAAACACCGGAUGCUGUGGUUUUGUCUUUUAAUCGCGUGAUUACAGUGUGGUGCCUGUCCUCAAUUAUCAUAUUUGCGCAGGCAGGUGAGCAACUGGACGGUUUUUGUAUUUCCCAACUUCGGCGUGUAAAUACUUCCCAGUAAGCAAAAUGAAGUUGAAAAUACGUAUUUUAGACGUAUUUUCCAGAUGUUGACAUUGCGUGCAUUUCAGGUGCUGAAUGAAAGGCUUGAAGACCUAUUUUCUAGAUGUCGAAAAUACCUAUUUUCUGGACAUCGAAAAUAUGUCUUAUACUGACAUUAAAACAAUAUAUCUUAAAUGGAUGUAAAAAAUACGUAUUUUCAGGACAUCGAAAAUAUGUAUUUUCUGGACAUCGAAGCAAGCUCUUAUAUGGACUUUGAAAAGACAUACGGAUAUUGAAAAUACGUCUUAUAAGAACGUUGAAAAUACGUAUUUUUUGGAUGUUGAAAAUAUGCAUUUUUCUGUCAUUGAUUCUAUGGACACAUUUUUACUGCACAUACAUUCUCAAUGAAGUAAGGGUUAUAUCACAAUAAUAUAGGAAAGAAGGCGCCAACUGAACAUUGCAACAUAAUAUUUAUUAUUGCUCCCAUUUGGCACAUGCACUUAUGUUACAGACCACUUCAACUACAAUAACAUUCUCAGUAAAGGUUACAGAUUAUUAUUUUUUUGCUAUGACUAUGAAUUAUUGUUAUUUAUCUACCUUACUUGAAUGCACUGACUGUCAGUCACUCUGGAUAAGAAUGCUGAAUGACCAAAAUGUAAAUGUAAAAACAAACACUUACAAAGUGUGCUGGGUAUUAUUCUAAUGAGCUCCACCACAAACAAGUGGAUCUGGUCGGUGAGGACCAGAUCCAAAUCUUAACAGAUCAUAGAUGUCUAGGCUAUGUUUCACAAGUUUGAACAUUACAGUACGGCAGUUUAGUACAGUAGAGCACAGUAGAGUGCAGUACGGUAUGGUACAGGACAGUUGAGUUUAUUCAGUACAGUAAAGUACAGUACAGUACAGUAGAAUAAAGUACAGUACAGUUUAAUUCAGUAGAGUACAUUAGAGUCAAGUAGGUUACAGUACACUAUACUUUACUUUUCUUUACUGUGUUACUUUACUCUAAUGUACUCUACUGUAUUGUACUGUACUAUAUUCUACUUUUCUUUACUGUACUGUGUACUGUACUAAAAUGUAGUAUUGUCAGGAUACCAGAAUUUUGACUUCGAUACUGGUACCAGGUUUAGUAUCACAAUACUCAAUACCAUCACGAUACUCAAUACCAAAACGAUACCCAAACGAUACCACGGCAAAAAAAGAAGGCAUAUUAGCCAGAGUCACAGAAUGGCACUAGAUCCAGACAGAUAAACUCAGCUACUGCUCUAUUCAAUCGUUGGGCAUCUUUUGGGUUCAAUAUCAUUACAUUGGCAUUUUAUUGCAUACAUUUUUUUCAGUGACAGCCAUGUAUGCAUUAAUGAAUCAAUUAUACAGUAAUUCAAUCAAUUUGACUUGGUUUUUACCCAUCUAAUUACAUAAUGGCAAUCAUUUAUUUGAAUGGUAAAUCUCUAUUGAUAAACUGGGUAAAUCAAGAUGUAGCCUAGGCCUAUCCACAAUAUAGGUGAAGGCAUAUUCAAUAGGAGUGUGUGCAUGCAUUGAAUUAUUGUGCUUGUUUUGGCUGGUUUCAUUGGGCUACAGAUAACAAACAAUAUGCAACUUACAUACUUAUUUUAUUGUACUGAUCAACAACAUUUGUAUAGAAGUAGCUUAUUUUAUAAAAAUGUGCUCUGUCUCUUUAACCAGUAAUGAAGUCAUUCAUGAUGCAGUUAUUUCACUGAGACAAUAGAUGAUAUUUGGCAGAGACCGAAUAAGUGAAUGAAUAAGGUUUUUGAUGGCAAUCAGCUUUGAAAUCGGCCUACUUUUUGAAGUGAUUUGUUUGACAAUCAGAUGAAAACAUGACUGGUUGUGUUCAUGCCACAUUAAAAUGUUAUACAUUUCUACCAUUAAAUGAUGGCUUUACUAUUAGGCCCCCCAAAAAAUAGAGGCUCCCCCGAAUGUCACGGUAUAUUUCAUACUCUGGACUCACUUUAAAAUGUAUGUCAAACAAAAACCAAUGAUUGCAAAGUUAAACCAACCACAUAACUCUAAGCAUAUGGACUCCUUUUAACAAUUUCCACAGAAAAUUCUACAAAACCACAUUUACUUGAAGAACAGUGCAGAUGUAAAGUUCGAUAUCAGAAUGAUGGUUUGUUCUGUUCUGUUACCAAACUUUGCAUCUGCACUGUUCAAGUAGAUGUGGUUUUGUAGAAUUUUCUGUAAAAAUUGUUAAAAGUAGUCCUUGUGCAUUGGUUUUUGUUAGACAUAUAUUUUAAAGGCCCAAUGCAGUCAAAAACCGGAUUUUCCUGUGUUUUAUAUAUAUUUCCACAUUAUGAGAAGUUGGAAUAAUGUUUUGAAAAUUCUGCUAAUUCCCUUUUAGUGUAAGAGCUGUUUGAAAAGACCACCUGGUAUUUCAGCCUGUUUGGGUGGGAUGGAGUUUUGGCAUGCCUGGUAAAUUAGCGUUUCAAACCUCUCUGCCAAUAACAGCUAGUUUUCAGUUUUCCCCUCCCCACUCAGACCACUCCCAGACAGUCGUAGCAAAAUUCUUGACAAUUUGGAUUGGAAACAAUAACCGUUACUGUGGAAUUGCCUAAAAGCAAAGGUUGUCUGUGUUCCACAGACUUAGACAGGUAGACCUAAUCUGUGUGAAACAACGUUGAUGCUGUAAUCACAAAUCCAACAUCCUGUCAAAUGUGAUGUGCAGUGGGCACACUUUAGUGAUUAGGUUCAAUGAUUAUCCACCACCACUCAUGAUUAACCUUUUUUGACUGAGAAGAACGGUUUGAUUUCCUCUCUAUUUUAGCCCACAUGCCAUGCUAAACAGUCAGUAUUGGCUCUGGGCAUAUGGAAGGAAAUUGGUUAUUUUUCAGCUAUUUUUUUUUUUUUUGGUGGAGCCCAUGGUGUAGAAAUAUUGCGAUCAUGAAUCACAUACUUCAGAAUGAGCUGACCUAUAGAGGCCUCCCUGGCUGACACAGAAGAAGUCUCUCUCUUCCUCAGACCAACAUGUCAGCAAAACCUUAAGAAUGACUGAGCUUCCUCAAUAUGCAACUUACACUUUUUUAACUUCCUCUUCCUCUCCUCCAGAUUGAGCGGUUGGAGGUGAGUGGCUUGGCUCAGACCUCCCAGGCCGUGUUGUGUGGGGCUGAUGGGUCGUUCCUUGGGGGUGAAGAUGGCACCCCAGACCCCCAGCGCACCAAGCAGGCUAUCGCCCAGCUGCAGCAGAAGAUCCUCAAGCUCACAGAGCAGAUCAAGAUUGAGCAGACGGCCAGAGACGACAACGUGGCCGAGUACCUCAAACUGGCCAACAAUGCUGACAAGCAGCAGAGUGCCCGCAUCAAACAGGUGAGCAUUGUUUUAUGAUCAGAGUUAUAUUCGUUUUAAUAUGAAAGCACAAAACAACAUGCAAUGACAAUACACAAGACAGGACAACUUUUACUGCAUAACAGCACUGCUAAAUGAUCGAAUAUAUGACUACAAUAUAAAUCACCAAGAUGUUGGGCUCAGGCACAGAUCAUCAUUGUGUGUGUCAACCAGUCUCCUUGCUUGUUAUAUUUCACUGAGCAAGAAGGGCUGAUUUAUGCAAUUACAUUUUCUGUAACAAGCAGAGAUAUAUGUGUACUAUAAAUGCAUACGUGCUAUAAAUAUUGAUAGUAUAUAUAAGUGUCCUAUAACAGACACAUAAGUGUCCUAUAUAACUGCAGGUGUUUGAGAAGAAGAACCAGAAGUCAGCCCAGACCAUCCAGCAGCUGCAGAGGAAGCUGGAGCACUACCACCGCAAGCUGAGGGAGGUGGAGCACAACGGCAUCCCUCGCCAGCCCAAGGACGUCCUCAGGGACAUGCAGCAGGGCCUGAAGGACGUGGGGGCAAAGGUCACGGGCUUCAGCGAGGGCGUAGUGGACAGUGUCAAGGGAGGCCUCUCCAGUUUCUCCCAGGCCACACACUCCGCCGCCGCCGGGGUUGUCUCAAAGCCCCGGGAGAUUGCUUCACUGUUCCGCAACAAGUUGGGCAGUGCCGACAACAUCCCCGGGCUGAAGGACUCCUUGGAUGACCCGUCAGGGGGCGAGGAGGGGUUGACAGGGGCCGGGGGGAGGUCUCUGGGCAGCGCAGGGCACCACCACCUGCAGUCCAGCCCCAAGUACGGCAGCGAGGAUGACUGCUCCAGCGCUACAUCGGGGUCAGCAGGGGCCAACAGCACCACAGGGGCCCCCGGAGGCCCCCCCAGCUCCAAGGGGAACACCCUGGAGAGGAGCCAGAGCUCCAGCCUGGACAUGCUGCUGCAGGAGGUGCAGGAGGGCCAGGGGAGACUUGAGGAGAGUCUGGAAGGGCUGAAGAGUCACUAUCAGAGAGACUACACUGUCAUCAUGCAGGCCCUGCAGGAGGAACGAUUCAGGUAGGGAGGGAGAGGGAGGGAGAGGACAUGCAGUUAUCAUGCAGGCCCUGCAGGACGAACAAUUUAGGGACGGACUGACUUAACCAAUUAUUUAUAUAGACUCUAGAUGUCUGACAGGGGGCGCUGUGUUGAUGCCAUUGUGCCUCCAUCUUGGCACUCCCCGUCCAUUGCAAAAAAUAUUUUGGAAGCUAUAGAAAUGCAUUUAUUAAUGUCUACAUUUGUUUUUGCCACAUUUAUUAUAUUACAGACACCUUAAUGCAUACUUUAAAAUUAUAUUAUUUGAGCUUAAAAAAACUAAGAAAAACGAUAUACAGUGCCUCCGGAAAGUAUUCAGACACCUUUACUUCUUUCCACAUUUUGUUACGUUACAGCCUUAUUCUAACAUUUAUUAAAUUAAACAAUUUCCUCAGCAAUCUACACACAAUACCCCAUAAUGACAAAGCAAAAACAGGUUUUUAGAAAUGUACAUAAGUAUUCAGACCCUUUGCUAUGAUCAUCCUUGAGAUGUUCCUACAACUUAAUUGGAGUCCACCUGUGGUCAAUUCAAUUGAUUGGACUUUAUUUGGAAAGGCACAUGCCUGUCUAUGUAAGGUUCCACAGUUGACAGUGCAUGUCAGAGCAAAAACCAAGCCAUGAGGUUGAAGGAGUUGUCCGUAUAGCUCCAAGACUGGAUUGUGUCAAGGCACAGAUCUGGGGAAGGGUACCAAAACAUUUCUGCAGCAUUGAAGGUCCCCAAGAACACAGUGGCCUCCAUCAUUCUUAAAUGGAAGAAGUUUGGAACCACUAGGACUCUUCCUAGAGCUGGCCGCCCUGCCAAACUGAGCAAUCGGGGGGGAAAGGGCCUUGGUCAGGGAGGUGACCAAGAACCCGAUGGUCACUCUUACAGAGCUCUAGAGUUCCUCUGUGGAGAUGGGAGAAUCUUCAAGAUAGGACAACCAUCUCUGCAGCACUCCACCAAUCAGGCAUUUUAUGGUAGAGUGGCCAGACGUAAGCCACUCCUCAGUAAAAGGCACAUGACAGCCUGGUUUGAGUUUGCCAAAAGGCAUCUAAUGACUCUCAGACCAUGAGAAACAAGAUUCUCUGGUCUGAUGAAACCAAGAUUUAACUCUUUAGCCUCAAUGCCAAGUGUCACGUCUGGAGGAAGCCUGGCACCAUCCCUACGGUGAAGCAUGGUGGUGGCAGCAUCAUGCUGUGGGGAUGUUUUUCAGCGGCAGGGACUGGGAGACUAGUCAGGAUCGAGGCAAAGAUGAAUGGAGCAAAGUACUGAGAAAUCCUUAAUAAAAACCUGCUCCAGAGCGCUAAGGACCUCAGACUGUGGCAAAGGUUCACCUUCCUACAGGACAACGACCCUAAGCACACAGCCAAGACAACGCAGGAGUGACAUCGGGACAAGUCUCUGAAUGUCCUUGAGUGGCCCAGCCAGAGGCCGGACUUGAACCCGAUCGAACAUCUCUGGAGAGACCUGAAAAUAGCUGUGCAGCAACGCUCCCCAUCCAAUCUGACAGAGCUUGAGAGGAUCUGCAGAGAAGAAUGGAAGAAACUCCCCAAAUACAGGUGUGCCAAGCUUGUAGUAUCAUACCCAAGAGACUAAAAAAGAUUUAAUCAAUUUUAGAAUAAGGCUGUAACAACAAAAUGUGGAAAAAGUCAAGGGGUUCUGAAUACUUUCUGAAGGCACUGUAAAAACAUUUUCCUUAAAGUAUAAUUUUUUGCGAUUACAAAUUUUACUGUCCCCACUUCAAUAUAUAUAAUUUUGUCCUUGAAACAUUUAAUUGAAAUACUGUAGAAUUCCAUUCGUUCCUAUGAAGGACUACUUCUACUGGGGAGUGCCAAUAAGGCCGACCGGUGGCUUCAAAGCUUCUCAUUGGCCAAUACAUUGCAUCAGCAAUCCAGGUUUUAUAUACAUCGUUGUACUUUACACGCUGUAUAUGUAGAGAGAGAAUGGAAGGAGAGUGCGAGAGCGUGAGAUAGCCUUGUAGGAAAAACCCCACACAGAGAUGUGUAAGGUUAACAUUUGAAAGGUUAUCGCAACAUGUGUGUUUUUACUGAAACCAAACCCACUCUAAUCAACAAAAGACAGAUCGAAGCUUUAUUGCCCUUAAAACUGAAUUGUAAAACUAGUGACAGUAUACAUCAUUUAGACGGAAAGAUCAGCUCUAGACUACUAAAGUGUAGAGGUGUAUUAUUAAUUAAUUAAUAUGCCAUUUAGCAUACGCUUUUAUCCAAAGCGACUUACAGUCAUGCGUGCAUACAUUUUUGUGUAUGGGUGUAUGUACAUAAACCUUUAAUAAAGACACUACAGGAACAGAGGUCCCAUUCAAGUCUAUUUAUUUGGCACUUUUUACAAAAACAGAAUUGGGGGGGUUGUUAUCAAAACGCUGAAACUCCCUUAAAAGCCUGCCAAGUGUAGGUGGCCAGGGAAAAGUCCCUGCUGUGGAGGAACCAGGAAGAAGCACUUGGCUGCAAACCAGUCCUGAGCACAAGGAUCUUGUCCUGUCCUAUCACAGAGCUAUCUGAGGGCAUGUGUUGCUAUCUCAGGGCAUGUUAGUCAAGGAACAGCACAUUUAAACUCAGCAUAUAUAUAGAUAGGGAGGGAACCAUGACUGAACCCUGGUGAAAGGCAAUAAUGUAUUGUAUCUAUUCAGUGUAUUUUACUAAGUUUCAAAGAAACUGUGCUAUAAUAACAUGUAUUACUAUAUAUUUGGCCUUUCUCAAAAUAACCCAAACUAUUACUCUAUGUCAUUAAAUGGGUGUUAAGGUGUUAAAGGGAUACUUUGGGAUUUUGGCAAUCCAAAGAGUCAGAUGAACUUGUGGAUACCAUUGUUUUGUCUCUGUGUCCAGUAUGACAGAAGUUCAAGGUAGUAUCCCGAGCCAAUGCUAACUAGUAUUAGCGCAAUGACUGGAAGUCUAAGGGUAUCUACUAGCAUGCUAGCAGAUACCCAUAGAGCUCUAGUCAUUGCGCUAACGCUAGUUAGCAUUGGCUCGGGAAACUACCUCUAACUUCCUUCAUACUGGACACAGAGACAUACAAUUUUUAUCCACGAUUUCAUCUGACUUGCGGAAGUAGAUAAAGGGCCUCGUUGCCAAAAUCCUGAAGUAACCCUUUAAGGCAGGGGUGUCAAAUUCAUUCCACGGAGUGCCGAGUAUCUGCAGGUUUUUGGGUUUUCCUUUCAAUUAAGACCUAGACAACCAGGUGAGGGGAGUUAGUGACCUUAAUUCAUCAAUCAAGUACAAAGGUAGAGCGAAAACCCGCAGACACUCGGCCCUUCGUGGAAUCAGUUUGACACGUGCUUUAUUAAGAUGUAAAGGUGUCAAGGUCCAUUGACACUAUGCAUGUAAUAAUAAUAAUAAUAAUAAUAUAAUAAUAAUAUGCCAUUUAGCAGACACUUUUAUCCAAAGCGACUUACAGUCAUGCGUGCAUACAUAAAAAUAAAAAAUAAAAAUGUGUAUGGGUGGUCCCGGGGUUCGAACCCACUACCUUGGCGUUACAAGCACCGUGCUCUACCAGCUGAGCUACAGAGGACCCUCACAAGCCAAUCAAUCAAUGGGGAGAGUUUAAAUGGAGGAUGUAAACAAACAAUAAGCCUUGUGUUGCUAGACAGAAGUUAGCAUUAACUUAAUGGAGGAGGACCGACAGACAAAGUUAAAGAAAGAAGGACACAAAUUACUUGGAGUUAAUUUAGCUUUCUGCCUAUGGUUGUUCACACAGAGACAGUCUGUUGUUGUUUUUGUCUGUGUGUGUGUGUGGCCUGUACACUUUAAAUAAACCACCAGCGUUCUUCCUGAAUGGCGGGAAAUAAGGGACAGACGGCAAGAGAGGGAUGAGGAAGGAGGGGGGAAAAAAUAGGGUUUGAGUAACGAGGAGACAAAAAAAAAAUUAGCACAAAAAUGUCCAUCAGGGACCAUAGUAUGUGUGUGUUUUUUGUCUUUCAGGCUAAAAAUAAGGUCCAGCAGAAUGAGCUUUGAGCAUGUCUUCUGCUGAUGACCAUGAUCUGAGCAUUGACCACUGUGUUUGAACCAUUGUUAAGAAUAUGGAGCCUCCUACCUGUAUAAAUCCUAGAGGAAACUUUACCGGUAGGCUUGGCCUUUUGUUUUUUGUGCAGUCAGCAGUAUUAGGAUGGUACAGGGUGUUCUGCAGUAGCUUCCCCCUCCUCCCUCCCCUCCUCCACUCCCCAUCCUUCCCCUCCUGCCUCCCCUCCUCCACUCCCCCAUCCUUCCCCUCCUCCCCCAUCCUUCCCCUCCUCCACUCCCCCAUCCUUCCCCUCCUUCCUCCCCUCCUCCACUCCCCCAUCCUUCCCCUCCUUCACUUCCCCAUCCUUCCCCUCCUCCACUCCCCCAUCCUUCCCCUCCUUCAUUCCCCAUCCUUCCCCUCCUCCACUCCCCCAUCCUUCCCCUCCUCCACUCCCCCAUUCUUCCCCUCCUCCACUUCCCCAUCCUUCCCCUCCUCCACUCCCAGAUCCUUUCCCUCCUGCCUCCCCUCCUCCACUCCCCCAUCCUUCCCCUCCUCCACUUCCCCAUCCUUCCCCUCCUCCCACUCCCCCAUCCUUCCCCCCAUCCUUCCCCUCCUCCACUCCCCCCAUCCUUCCCCUCCUCCACUUCCCCAUCCUUCCCCUCCUCCACUCCCCCAUCCUUCCCCCCAUCCUUCCCCUCCUCCACUCCCCCAUCCUUCCCCUCCUCCACUCCCCCAUCCUUCCCCUCCUCCACUCCCCAUACUUCCCCUCCUCCACCCCCAUCCUUCCCCUCCUCCACUCCCCCUUCCUUCCCCUCCUCCCCCAUCCUUCCCCUACUCCACUCCCCCAUCCUUCCCCUCCUCCACUCCCCCAUCCUUCCCCUCCUUCACUUCCCCAUCCUUCCCCUCCUCUACUCCCCCAUCCUUCCCCUCCUUCACUCCCCCAUCCUUCCCCUCCACUCCCCCAUCCUUCCCCUCCUCCACUCCCCCCAUCCUUCCCCUACUCCACCCCCCCAUCCUUCCCCUGCUCCACUCCCCCAUCCUUCCCCUCUCUCUGACUCACCUGUUGUGCUUCUAUUCUCAUCUUUUUAUUGUCUGAUUAACCACCAGAGCAUGUGGGUAUCGUGUGCGUGCAGUACCAGAGGGCAGAGUUGUAGAUCUUAUUAAAAUGUGACUUUUAAACUGGUUAGGUAAGACAUAAUGAGAUCAGACUGGUGGUGUGAUUCACUUAAUCACACACACACAUGCAUACACAGACAAUCACGUCCUCCCUCUCCCUCCUGCUGAGUGUUUGUGAUUGGUCUGUGUCAUCCUGCUGAUUAUCUGCCAUUGGUCAGUCUCAUCAGCAGACGAGUAAGCAUGUGCUAAUCAGCUCACAGAUAAUCAUCAGUCCAGUCAGGUAUCAUUCCACCUGAAAGCUCAUUAUUCUCUUAUCCAGGAAAAACUGGAACCUGUGUUUGUCUAUGGGGCAUAGGUGCGUGCGUGCGUGCGUGCGUGCGUGCGUGCGUGUGUCUGUCUGUCUGUCUGUCUGUCUGUCUGUCUGUCUGUCCAUCCGUAUGUAUCUAUGUCUGUGUGAGCUGUUAGACUAACGUUUGUGUCUAUAUGUGUGUGUCUCUGUAGGUGUGAGCGUCUGGAGGAGCAGCUGAAUGAUCUGACAGAGCUCCACCAGAAUGAGAUCCUCAACCUGAAGCAGGAGCUGGCCAGCAUGGAGGAGAAGAUAGCUUACCAGUCCUACGAGAGAGCCAGAGACAUACAGGUCAGUCACAGACAUGCAUACAUGCACACACACACACACACACACACACACACACACACACACACACACACACACACACACACACACACACACAGACACACACACACACACACAGACACACACACACACACACACUGUACACAAACUAGAUAGCCAGACAAAUGUAUGACUGUGAUUCAUUUCAUAAUCACAACUUUAUCUGAAGAGAAACAGAAAGCCUUGCACAGUUAUGAGGAAUGAGGAACAAACCCAGUCAGACAUAAGCCUGUGCUGUUUAAUCUGUGUGUACGAGUACCAGGUUAUUUUACAGUUCACUAUUUACUAGGGCUUUCAAACGAUUAAAACAUUUAAUUGAGUUCAUCACAGGAUGUGCUGUGAAUAAUCACGAUUAAUUGCAAAUUCUGAAUUUGCUCAAAUUAUGCUGUAAUUUAAGAUUUUUCAUACAAUAAACAUUCCAAGAAUAUUGACAUCUUGAUUUUGUCUAAAGUAACAGUUAGCAAAAUUAGGUAAAUUGAGAAAGCACACUUUCUUUAAUCUCAAUGUCAACUUGUUUUUACAUUGCAUUGUUGUUUUUAGCUGUAUAGAUGAUGUAUUUGGGAAGUUUUCUGUGUAUUCUGAACACUGUCAGACGAUGCGAUUUAAUAUAAAUGAAGGAAAAAUGUGUGCACUCAAAUAAAAAUAUAUUUGAGUUUAAUGAUUAACUCUGACAGCCCCAAUAUUUACCGGGUAUUUCACAUAUAUUAUAGGGUGAGAGAUAAUAACACUAUAAUGACUUAAUAAUUAAAUGUUGUUUCAUUGGAAUCCAUAAGAACGAGCCCCAUAAUGUAACAGAUGUUGUGUUGAGUUCUUUCAAGUUAGUGACAAAAAAGUAACCAUUGUUUCAAUGUAAUGUCUUAUUAAAUACCAGGGCAUUGCCACCUGAAGCAGGAUUGUAAAAUAAACUGUUGCUGAAAACCAUGUCUGUGUACCAUAACCACAGUGGGUUUGUUUAUGUGUAAAUGGACCAUUUCCGUGUCUGUUACCCAGAUCAUAUUACACAUCUCUCUCCUCUUGUGGUGUGUGAGUGCGCGUGUGCUUAUCGCCUUGUCUCUAACCUACAUUUCCCCCUUUUGGCUGUAGGUGGUGCUAGAGUUCUAUAUGUAAUGAACUUUGCUAUUUGUCUGUCAGACACUACUGACUUUACUGUGUGUAGCCAUAUUGUGUACUAAUAUGUCUAACCUUUUUCUUUGCUCCUGUCCUGCAGGAAGCUCUGGAGGCGUGUCAGACGCGUAUCUCUAAGAUGGAGCUGCAGCAGCAGCAGCAGCAGGUGGUGCAGCUAGAGGGCCUGGAGAACGCCACGGCCCGGACCCUGCUGGGGAAACUCAUCAACGUCCUCCUGGCCCUCAUGGCCGUGCUCCUGGUGUUUGUCUCCACUGUGGCCAACUGUGUGGUCCCCCUAAUGAAGACCCGCUCCCGGUCCUUCUCCACCCUUCUCCUCAUACUCCUCUUCGCCUUCCUCUGGAGGAACUGGGACGCGCUGUCGGGAUACACGCACCGUGCCCUGCAGCCGCCCAGAUGA
Coregonus sp. 'balchen' is the source of this 17241-nucleotide messenger RNA. The record is from the annotation of a GenBank genome assembly. NCBI's taxonomy places the organism in Eukaryota, Metazoa, Chordata, Actinopteri, Salmoniformes, Salmonidae.